AUGACUGACUUGAUUAUUUGGCUAGAUACGUAUGUCCCUGGAAUCUCCAGGGCAGGUGGCUUUACUAUCACUUGCGCCCCUUCAUCAGCAGCCUCGUGCGAUGGUCUGGUUGCGCCCUAUCUCGAGCUCGCCAUUCAGCAGUCUCCGGAGAAUGCGGUCGCGGCAUGGCUAUGGCAGCCAGCGGAGAAUAUUAUCGGCUCAAAUUUGCAUGUCCGCAUCGGGGGCAGCUUUGUUUUCCCUCCCCCUUCUCGUCCUCAGUUGGAGAAUAUUGAGAGGAUUGUUUUCGUGGCAGGUGGCGUAGGCAUCAACCCCCUUAUGAGCAUGUUAAGCUAUAUCGGUGAGACGGAUGGCUUUUCCAAGCCUGACGUAUCCGUCUUCUAUGCGAGCAAGUUGCCGGACCGGGGAGGCUUGGAGAGCAUCUUGUUUGUGCAGCGUGUAGCGGCCUUAUUCGCAGAUGGCCGGGUCAAGGGAAAGUUCAAGAUGUACUUGACGGGCAGCCCCGAAAGCCUUCAGCGCUUCAAGAGAUGCCGCAAAGCUCAUCGUGUCAUAGACAAACUCGUUGAAGUUCAAGAGGGCAGAUUAUCGGCGGCUGAUUUGUGCCCAGAUCCGACGAAUGGGGACCGGUCUUCGAGCAUGUUUUACAUUUGCGGUCCUCCAACCAUGACAGAUUCCAUGUUUACGUCUCUGACUUCUGGUAAUCCAGGAUUGAGCAUAUCGCCAGCACAAAUCAUGACGGAGAGGUGGUGGUAG
Metarhizium acridum CQMa 102 is the source of this 750-nucleotide messenger RNA. RefSeq lists its product as uncharacterized. The record is from RefSeq and is a predicted model, not a curated record. NCBI's taxonomy places the organism in Eukaryota, Fungi, Ascomycota, Sordariomycetes, Hypocreales, Clavicipitaceae. Gene Ontology annotation, cellular component: mitochondrion.